GGUGGGGGGAGGGAGUUUAAAGGAGAAGGGGGGAGGAAAAAAAAGGAAAAAGCGAGGUGGAGAGGAAACAAAACAAUCGCCCGGGCGCCGCCAUCUUGGGUCCGUUCUCCACACCACGCAAGUGAAUGGGUAGCUAUGAAAUUACCACAGGGGCGCAGCAAGGUAGGGAGGGCUAUUCCGCGCCGCCAGCCGGGCCUGAGGGACGAUAGAGCCGGGGUUUCCCCCCUCCCUUGCUUCCUCCGACGCCGCCCUGAGGAGAAAACUCGGCUCGGCCCUUGCUCCUCGGCAGCUCCUCAACUUCAUUAUCGAGGACAUAAAGUUGGGCUCAGCCGGGUUUCCGUCGUCUCCGCCGGCGGCGGCCAGGAAACCGGAGGGUUGGACCUGGGAGUAGCAGGGUCUUCGCAGCCUGGGAAGAAGCGCUAGAGGAGGGCGAAGAGGGACUUCUCGUCCGUCCGCCCUCCCUCUCUCUGUCUCUCUGCGCAGAGGGCUCGCUUGGUCUACGCUGUGUGGGAGGCACAAGGGGGAGAAAAAAGGCGAGCAAGGAUUGACCAGGCUCCGUGCCCUCGCCCGCCCCACUUUCGUCUCCUCGCUACGGGUGUGAUUCUGUCUCGGAAGGAAGGGGGGAGGAGAGGAGGAGGAGGGAGGCGAAGCACCACAGAAGCCGAGUUGGAUCGCGUACGAACGGUCCUGCACUCCUGCUUCUACCACUACAGCCACCGAGGGGGACACACCGUGGGAAACCAACGGUGAGCCCAGGAAGAGCUGGGGCGCGGGGGGGAGCGAGGUGUAGGUGGAAGCAUCCAGCUUGAAGAGCCGCCCUGCUGCAAGACAAGGAGGGGAAACAAAUCCCACCUACCCACCCGCCUGGGCUCUCCAGAAGACCGACUUGCCCACAUCUGAUCACCAUGGUUAUUAUAAAGCAUCGUUUCGCCUACUUCGCCAGUUUUUGAGACCGCGCGCACCGCUGCCACUACUUCAGGAAAGAUUUCUCACAAGCCCCUCAAGCCGUUAUUCUUAUUUUUAGAACGGCGAAAAUAUCUUUUUCUAUACCAGCUGGACACAGCGUUAUUUUCCUGUUCUCUCCAUUGCUUUGUGUGGUUUAAAAACCAAAUAUAAGAGUAUUUAAAGCUAGCUUUGGAGCGGGUGUGUGUGUCAUACGGGUUGGAAGAGGGUUUUUUUUAAAGAUUUGAAAACAUUUUUCCUUGAAGGCAAAGCAAAUAUCUGAAAUAUAGUUUGCAUCUUGAGGUGGCCAAAUCAAAAGAUCGCAAAAGGAAGAAAAAGUGGGAAGUUAGAAGGAAAUAUGCAUCUCAUUGAUUAGAUAAGGAAGGACCAGAAAGUAACCUCAUUUGUGGUACUGUGGAGGACUAAUAAACCCUUCAUUUCUUCCCUCUCCUUUCCCUGUUGGUUGCUUUCAACAUUUAGAAACGUCAGUGUUUUAAGAAAUUCACGAUUUUUAAAACACACAAAAAUGGAUUAAUUCACUAUUCUUCUUUCCACUGAAGGCAUGCUUGUGUUGACACUUGAAACUAAGAUGGAACUAUUUCUCACCCAGACACUACAUGCUGUAAAACAGGCGUGAAGACGAAAGUAUUGUUUACUAAUCUCUGUGAGUCUUGCCUGAUUGCAACACCCAUGGGAAUAUCUUACAGAUUUCAAAGUGAAGAAAAAAUGAACUAUGCUCUGCAACAAUUAUUUGCCUAACACUUAACCAUUUUGCUGUUGACCUUUUAAACUGGGUACUUAAUGUGUUUUUAUGAAUAGAAUUUUGCCACUGUUUGUACAGAAGCCAAAUGAUGUGUGUUCCCAAAUAUAUGCAUUUUUUUACUGGAGGAUCUAUUAAGGAAGAGCUGGAUAAAUUGACAUUAUAGAAAUCCAGUUUUACUCUUUUAUGAACACAAUAAUUUCCAAAUAGGUUACUAUAUACAUUAAAGCAAAAGGGGGAAUCUUAAUAUUUGGACAAGUCAAGAAACUGGAUAUAUAGAACUUGUUCAUAUCUGUUCUAAUUAUUUGGAAAAUGGGAGCUGCUACGAAGUUGGUGUUCGCUGUUUUUCUUAUCUCUUGCUCUUCAGGUGCCAUACUAGGCAGAUCAGAGACACAGGAAUGCAUCUUCUACAAUGCUAACUGGGAAAAUGACAACACAAAUCGCAGUGGCAUUGAAUCUUGUUAUGGUGAUAAAGAUAAAAGACGACACUGCUUUGCAACAUGGAAGAAUAUUUCUGGGUCUGUUGAGAUUGUGAAAAAAGGUUGCUGGCUGGAUGAUAUCAACUGUUACGACAGAACUGACUGUAUAGAAAAGAAAGACAGCCCUGAUGUAUUCUUUUGUUGCUGUGAAGGCAACAUGUGCAAUGAACACUUUUUCUAUUUUCCAGAGAUGGAGGUCACACAACCUACUUCUAAUCCUUUCCCAUCUAAGCCACCCCUGUUCAGUACCUUGCUUUAUUCUCUGGUGCCUAUAAUGGGAAUUGCGGUGAUCGUACUUUUUUCGUUUUGGAUGUAUCGACAUCACAAAUUAGCAUAUCCUCCAGUACUUGUACCAACCCAGCACGCCUUUCAUAUAAUGAUAGAGGAUCCUGGACCACCACCUCCAUCACCAUUGAUGGGUCUGAAGCCACUGCAGUUACUAGAAGUCAAAGCUAGGGGAAGAUUUGGCUGUGUCUGGAAAGCUCAGUUGUUAAAUGAAUAUGUAGCUGUGAAAAUAUUCCCAAUCCAGGAUAAACAGUCAUGGCAAAAUGAAUAUGAAAUAUACAGCUUGCCUGGAAUGAAGCAUGAAAAUGUACUACAAUUUAUCGGUGCGGAGAAACGAGGCACCAACAUUGAUGUAGAUUUGUGGCUAAUAACAGCAUUUCACGAAAAGGGUUCACUUACAGACUUCCUGAAAGCUAAUGUAGUCUCAUGGAAUGAACUGUGUCACAUUGCUGAAACUAUGGCUAGAGGUUUGGCUUAUCUUCAUGAAGAUAUCCCUGGGCUAAAAGAUGGACAUAAACCAGCUAUAUCCCAUAGGGACAUCAAAAGCAAGAAUGUAUUGCUGAAAAACAAUCUUACAGCUUGUAUUGCUGACUUUGGUCUUGCAUUAAAAUUUGAGGCUGGGAAGUCAGCUGGAGAUACACAUGGACAGGUUGGCACCCGCAGAUAUAUGGCUCCAGAAGUGUUAGAAGGUGCUAUAAACUUUCAAAGGGAUGCAUUUUUGAGAAUAGAUAUGUAUGCCAUGGGACUUGUACUUUGGGAACUAGCAUCACGAUGCACUGCGUCAGAUGGACCUGUGGAUGAGUAUAUGUUGCCUUUUGAAGAAGAAGUAGGCCAGCAUCCCUCGCUUGAAGAUAUGCAGGAAGUGGUAGUACAUAAAAAGAGGAGGCCUGUUUUGAGAGAGUGUUGGCAGAAGCAUGCUGGAAUGGCAAUGCUCUGUGAAACAAUAGAAGAGUGUUGGGAUCAUGAUGCAGAAGCCAGAUUAUCAGCAGGCUGUGUAGAGGAGCGGAUUAUUCAGAUGCAAAGACUGACAAACAUUAUAACAACAGAGGACAUUGUGACUGUGGUCACUAUGGUGACAAAUGUGGACUUUCCUCCCAAAGAAUCCAGUCUAUGAUAGUUGCACUGGUCACACAUCUUGACCAAUAAGACUCUCUAAACUAGAGCUGCUAAGCUAAUGGGCCUGUUUCUGGUCAAAAUAGUCUUGAGCGUGAAAUGCGGAAUGGUAAGUCUGUCUUCAGAGGGUCAGUAGGAAGACUCCUUGUCCUUCAGACAUGGAUCCAGGAGACUUGCUGCAUUCUUUGCAUAUGCCUGAAGGACACGCAACUGAGAAAAGUGGCAAAAUGAUUAUAAUGAACUUAUUUGAAGAAUAUGGACCUAUCCCAGCUAAUCAAACAUUUUAAAAGCUGACAUACUAUUUCUUAAAGUGUCAGAGACUAAUUCCUUAAAACGAACUACUGCUAUUUUUUUUAAAUCAAACAUUUCAUUUCAGAUUUAAGAAAAAAGGGUAACUUUGUUUUUAUUGCAUUUGCUGUUGUGUUUAUAUAAAUGACUAUUGUAAUGCCAAUAUGACACAGCUUGUGAAUGUUUAGUGUGCUGCUGUUCUAUGUAAUCAAAGUGGGAUCUAGCAAAAAGGCUUCCAAGCAUUACUUAACCUCCCUCAACAAGGUAUACCUCAGUUCCACCUCUGCUAAAUUGUGAAAUUGACAACACUAACAAACUGAAAUAAAUUGAACCAGAUUUUGUAAAUGAUGUAUUACAGAUUCACAGUGUUUGGGUUUUUUUUUUAAAGGUACGCUGUGCUUCGUGCCAACUGUCAAUGGCCAUUCCUAAAACAGUGUGUUAGCCUUGCCUUGUUCUAGCUUGUGUGUAAAAAAGUGUUUAAAUUGCAAUUUCCCCAUUUUUAGUUUAAAGCUUUAUUUUACCUCCAGUUCCCAAAAUAUUUCAUACAUUAAUUUUUACUAAAUAUUAUUUAGGUUUGCUGUGUCUGACGGUUAUUUGAAAACUUAAAGCAUGACUUCUAAAAAAAAUUGUGAGCUAUGGCACUGGAAAGCUCUUAACUAAAAAAAAAAAAAAAAGCUUUUCCCAUUUAUGUAUGUAAAAGUGUUCUGCUGAGCAUAUUUUCUGUUUCAACAGAACUUAGUUUCCACUGUAUCACUACUUCAGGAUCACCUCAGGAAGCUUCAUUAUCGAGAACUCCUCACUCUAUGCGUUGCCUUUUGUAGCUUCAAAACACUUGAUUUUUGGUGCCGACUUGUCAGAGUAAUAUUUGUUGUGAUGCAUAGGUUUACCCUAUGGUCACAGAAAACAAAAACAAACCAGAAACAUGUAUUUUUUUUUUUAAAUGCUUACCAUCAAAUAUGCAAUUACUCCUGUAGAGAUAAUGUAGCACAGUCUAGCAAAAAAGCCCUGCAAAUUUUAAAUUAAAACUUGUAUUCAAGAGGAAUUUAAGAUGUAAAGCCUUAUGAUAAAAGUUAUGGGCACUUAGGAGAGAGGUGCCAAAAGUAAUAAUAUGUUAUAGUUAUUUGAUCACCUACACUUAUACACGCCAAAGUAUGAGUUAACUCUCUAUAAAACGACAGUACUGAAUAAACAGUAGCCAGUAUUAUGAGAUUCUGGUCAAGUCUUUUUUAAUCAUGCAUUAGAUGUACAAGAGAAAUUUUUAAUGUCAAUCAGGAGCUCACUGUGAAUGUUCUCUUCUAAUCAGUUAUUUAUUAGACCAAUCUUGUGUUUUGAUGUGCGGAAUCUCUGGGAACAAAGAGGAAUUGUUUAUAAACAAGAUUUUGGUCCCCAAACACUAAAGUAGGAAGGAAAAGGGUGACAGCAAAGGUGUUCACAUACAACUGGCACACCACCCAGAAACGGUCUGUCUUAUGGCAGCUUACGAACCCCAUGCCCUAACUGAAUUUCAAUUUGCCAUGUUCAGAUGUUAUUAAACGUAUGUACAGUUGUGUGCAGUCUGUAUUUAUACAGAUCUGUAUGCGUAGUAAUCCACAUGCUAUAUUUUCAAGAUGUAUGCAAGUAGUGUACUUCCUGUCUGUACUCCUGAGAGGGCCUGUACCUAAUACUGGGAACUGAUAUGGCAUCCCAACAAAUCAUGUCUAAAAAGCUCUGAACCAGAUUGAUCUGGUUUCUCAUCAAAUUGGAAAUGUCUAUAUUAGGAAAAUGCAAGAAUAGCACCAUUGGUUAUCCUAAAGCAUGUAAGUAGAACUACUUCUGGUUGAAAAUAUAGUUGCAGUUCUUGUCUUGGGAAACUUACCCCAAACUUUCGUAGAGCUGCUUUCCAUCAAACAUUAACUUCCGCCAACAAGGCCCAUGAAUCAGGUGGGAACUAUCUUGUGUAUUUUUGUGAAUGUUUGUUUUGUAGGUCAUAUGGGGAAAUGAUCAAAACUGACAAUCAAGCAUGGCAAUAGGUCUUCUACUUAAAAUGCCUUUUGCAAUCCCUCAAAUAAGUGGUUGAAGUACUUUGUUUAGAUUUGUAAAGAGAACAAUACAUCAUUCAGCAAAAAAACAUUUAUAAUUAUUAAACCUUUACUAGAAUUGGCGGAAGUCACGGAACUACUUUGAUCCAGAUUUAAGAUGUUGUCUCGUAGGGAAUCUCAACAUCAUGUUUCUAACUUAUACAGUACAGUAAAUCUAGAGGUUGACAAGUUUAAAAUGCUUAAGCCAAGGCCCACGGAUAAAAGCCAACACUUUAACAUCUGAGCUAAGAGAGAUUCUCUGCUUUUUGGCAGAUAGUGACCAUUGUCGCUUUAUGUAUUUGAAUCAUACAGCUUGUGUGGAUCUGGCCAGCUCUGGUGGUUUCCUUUUGUAUUUUUGACUUGUGAAGAAAAGCUAGGCCUGUAGCUCAAGCUUUCAGUUGUCUUUGGCUUGCCCGUGUCUACUUAGUUGGCUGCCAUAUAAUUGCCACAGGAGUUAAGAUUAGCCAGUUUUGUGAUCAACUCAAAAAUUUAAACCCUGCAAUACCUUUUCAGUUUGUGUUAGAAGCUAAGAACUUUAUAUCACAUGAUGAUGCAUGACUACUCUUUGUACAGUUGCUACUAAAUAUAACUUAGCAUUUCAGAACAGAUCGUGCCUCGUAAUUGUUGGAGUUCUUGACCUAGCGUUCUCAUUCAUGGUGGUAUUCUGAAAAUGAGUCGAUUGAAAUACACAACUUUAUACCUUCUUUGAUAGCAAAAUCCAUGUGGAGUAGCUCUUGCAUAACUAAAGUGUAAUCAGAUGUAGUAGUAAUAAAUAUUGUUCAUACUACAGUUCUACAGAAUUACUGAUUGUAGUUAACAAAGUGAGGUGACUGGUUGGUUGACUUCUUUUCCAGUAUUCUCUUUUUAACCUUUUUAAAGCAUUUUUAUUAGGAAUAUUUGGUAUAAGAUGCAGAAAGCUAUGUACAGGAUUCUGAGCAAAAUGAUAAAUACUAUCCUUGUUGGAACACCAUUUACCUCAAGAUAUUCAACCAGCAGUACUUUUUUUUUAAUGCACACUCAGUCCAUUUAAGAUCUGUUACCUCUCAAAAUAUUGGUACGCAAUUAUUUUAGCUUUAUUCUGUACUUGUCAGUGUUCUGGGCACAGGUUGUUGUACUACUGUCAAUUAGACUUGCAAUUUUUUGGCAAGUAUUUAAAAAAACCCAUCCUGGAUACAAGUGAUUGUUAAAUAUUGUAUAAAUAAAAUGUAUGCUCUUUCCCUAUCCCAACAGAAAGAUGAAUAAAAAAUUAAGUGACUACUAA
Molecule: messenger RNA, 7185 nt
Organism: Hemicordylus capensis (graceful crag lizard)
Lineage: Eukaryota; Metazoa; Chordata; Lepidosauria; Squamata; Cordylidae
Gene: ACVR2A
Product: activin A receptor type 2A
Exons: 12
Coding region: 2015-3580 (521 amino acids)
Biological process (GO): protein phosphorylation; activin receptor signaling pathway; cellular response to growth factor stimulus
Cellular component (GO): plasma membrane; activin receptor complex
Molecular function (GO): activin receptor activity; ATP binding; activin binding
Source: RefSeq, a predicted model, not a curated record